Messenger RNA from Raphanus sativus (radish), 810 nucleotides. RefSeq names its product protein PHOTOSYSTEM I ASSEMBLY 2, chloroplastic. Lineage: Eukaryota; Viridiplantae; Streptophyta; Magnoliopsida; Brassicales; Brassicaceae. The record is from RefSeq and is a predicted model, not a curated record. Bases 70 to 636 code for a protein of 188 amino acids. The transcript has 6 exons.
AAAAGAAAAAUAUCUGAAAUAUAUAAAACGGGUCUGGUCCGCUGGUAAUAUUAUGACCGCAGAUAGAACAUGGCGGCUUCAUCUAAUCUCUUUGCAAUCCCUGCGCGUCUUCAGUCAGCUUCUUCUCCGUUUAUCUCCGCACCAAACCGGAAUCGAGUUCGUAUCCUCGCCAAAUCAUGCCCGGACAAUCAGAGCUUCGGUUCCAACGAUUCGGAUACUUCACCGGAGACAACCAACGAAACCCAGGGGGAUCAGAAACCUUUGUCAAGGAGACAGUGGAUGAUGACAUGUGCGUGCUUAUCUCCAGCUUUAAUUACCAAUGCUUAUACCUUUGUCUCUGUACAAAAUGCAGCCGCUUUAGACAAGAAACCAGGUGUUUGCCGUAACUGUCAGGGCAUUGGUGCUGUUCUUUGUGAUAUGUGUGGUGGUACAGGAAAAUGGAAAGCUCUCAACCGAAAACGUGCCAAAGAUGUAUAUGAGUUUACAGAAUGUCCAAACUGUUACGGUAGAGGCAAACUUGUUUGUCCGGUUUGUUUAGGUACAGGUUUACCAAACAACAAAGGACUUCUUAGAAGGCCUGGUGCUCGUGAGCUACUUGACAAGAUGUACAAUGGUCGUCUUCUUCCCAAUUCAUGAGCAGCACAAUAGUUAUGAAUUAUAGAAGAGGAAGAAAGCUAAUACAUUGUGGACGCAUGGGAAGCUAUAGGAGAACAUGUUUUUGUAAUGCUGCUAGCUUUGUGUUGUAAAUUCGAGUUAAAAAUACUCCAUGCCAUAAUGUAAGAUGUUAGGCAUAAAAAGCAUAUUAAAGAA